Molecule: messenger RNA, 5270 nt
Organism: Alosa sapidissima (American shad)
Lineage: Eukaryota; Metazoa; Chordata; Actinopteri; Clupeiformes; Clupeidae
Gene: tmtc2b
Product: transmembrane O-mannosyltransferase targeting cadherins 2b
Exons: 12
Coding region: 37-2007 (656 amino acids)
Biological process (GO): protein O-linked glycosylation via mannose
Cellular component (GO): endoplasmic reticulum membrane
Molecular function (GO): protein binding; mannosyltransferase activity
Source: RefSeq, a predicted model, not a curated record
UGUUGUUUUUUUUCUUUACUGCUCCCUCAGGAGAGGAUGAGAGUCUCCGCAUCAAGAUGGAUAAUUCGAUUGCACGCUGAGAGAAGGAGAAACCUCCAACUGCUGGUCAGUGUGUUCCUGUUGGCGGCGUGGGGAGUGGUGCUGCUGGCGUUCCGCCUUUACUGGAUGGGCAACAAGCCGCCCAACUUCUCCAACUCGGACAACCCGGCGGCGGACUCGCCCAGCCUCCUGACGCGCGCGCUCACCUUCCUCUACCUGCCCGCGGUCAACGCCUGGCUGUUGCUCUGCCCCGACACGCUCAGCUUUGACUGGUCCAUGGACGCCCUGCCGCUGGUGCGGAGCCUCGCCGACUGGAGGAACGUCCACUCGGCAGCGUUCUACGCCACUUUGCUCGUGCUCAGCUGGGUCGGCCUCGGGCUGCCCUUCCGCCCCUCUGCCGCCUCCCCCGCUCGGGGCAAAGAGUCCAACGGGAAGGCCCAUCACCCAGCGGUGACCAACGGCAAGCUGGCCGCUACCACCAACGGUAACGGUUACCACGGCUCCGACCAGGACCACGGUUCCUCCGAGAGCGAGCACUCUCCGAGCAUGGAGAACGGCACGAAGAAGCCCGCUGCCCAGGCGGCGGCGGUAACCGCGGCAGCUCCCAGGACCUCGCUGCCCACCACAGAGAACGUGCUGGUGUUCUCUCUGGGCCUGAUGGCCGUGCCUUUCCUUCCGGCCACCAACCUCUUCUUCUACGUGGGCUUCGUGGUGGCCGAGCGCGUGCUCUACAUCCCCAGCAUGGGCUUCUGCCUGCUGGUGGCCGUGGGCAUGAGGGCCCUGUACAUCCGCCUCCGCCGCCGCUCCUCCAAGAGCCUAGUGCUGUACGGCGGCGCCGCCCUGGUGGUGCUCUUUGGGAUCAAGACGGUGCUGCGCAACCAGGACUGGCAGAACGAGGAGAUGCUGUACCGUUCAGGGAUAACUGUGAACCCUGCAAAGGCCUGGGGGAAUCUGGGGAACGUCCUGAAGAACCAAGGCAAGAUGGCUGAGGCUGAACGGGCCUACAGGAACGCUCUGUACUACCGCAGGAACAUGGCGGACAUGCUUUAUAAUCUAGGUUUGCUGCUUCAGGAAAACAACAAGUUCUCGGAGGCUCUCCACUACUAUAAGCUAGCCAUUGGGAGCAGGCCAACACUAGCUUCUGCGUACUUGAACACGGGGAUCAUCCUGAUGAACCAGGGUCGCGCUGACGAGGCCAAGCGCACCUUCCUGACGUGCGCCGACAUCCCCGACGAGAACCUCAAGGACCCGCACGCCCACAAGAGCUCGGUCACCAGCUGCCUCUACAACCUGGGCAAACUGCUGCACGAGCAAGGCAACCAGGAGGAGGCUCUUUCGGUCUUUAAAGAAGCAAUACAGAAGAUGCCCAAGCAAUUUGCACCUCAGAGUCUCUAUAAUAUGAUGGGAGAGGCCUACAUGCGACUGAACAAGCUGGCGGAGGCUGAGCACUGGUACCGGGAGUCUCUGCGCGCCAAACCGGACCACAUUCCCGCUCACCUCACCUACGGCAAGCUCCUGGCCAUGACGGGCCAGAAGGCAGAGGCGGAGAGGUACUUCCUAAAGGCCAUCCAGCUGGACCCCACCAAAGGAAACUGCUACAUGCAUUACGGUCAGUUUUUGUUGGAAGAGUCGCGUUUGCUGGAGGCUGCGGGAAUGGCGGAGAAGGCAGCACGCCUGGACAGCGGGGAGUUUGAUGUGGUGUUCAGCGCGGCUCACAUGCUCAGGCAAGCCAGCCUGAAUGACGCCGCAGAGAAGUAUUACGGCCAGGCAGCCAGCCUGCGACCCAAUUACCCUGCUGCUCUGAUGAACCUCGGUGCCAUCCUGCACCUGAACGGCAAGCUGCAGGAAGCCGAGGCCAACUACCUGCGUGCCCUGGAGCUGAAACCUGACGACUCCAUCACCCAGUCCAACCUCCGCAAGCUGUGGAACAUCAUGGAGAAGCAGGGCCUAAGGACCAUGGCACCAUGACACACACUCUCUCACACAUACAUACACACACACACACACACACACACAGAAACAGACAAAAAGACUUACACACACACACACACAGAAACAGACAAAAAGACUUACACACACACACACACACACACACACAAACACACAGAAACAGACAGAAAGACUCACACACACGUGGAGACAAACUCUCACCCAGACAGCCAGUCCCUCUCCGGUGCAAGCCCUCUCUGUGGACUAAGAAAGGACACAAGGGCUCAGACAUGGACUGGACUGCUCAGCCUCCCGGCCAUCUCGAUUGCUGCAGACACUGGGUUGUGGAGAAGGGCAAGAUGUGUGAAGAGUUUGAUUGCUUGUUUGUUUUUAUUUGUGUUUUAGUUCUUGAAGUUCACACAGCUAGGUGGGCUAGCUCUUUUCCCCACUCAGCUGAGCAGAGCACCUGACUUGACCUGGGCUGUCGGUCCAUACUUGAAAACUCCUGUUAAAUUAAGACUUUGAUGACUGAUUGAUUCGUUGGGGCAGUGUUGCCCUGGGGGAUGGUGCAAGAUGAUUGUGGCAAAAAAGGGAAAUUUAAACUACAGUACCCAUAAGGCCUUCCUCAGAGCAAGGAUUGUUGCCAAGUAAAGGUUUUUUUCAAAGGCCCUUGGCGGAAGCUAGUCUACGCCAGUUUCUCUGCACGUUGUAGGAACAUCACUAGUUCACUGUUGUUUUCCUUGUUUGCUAUGAUCUGUGGAAACUAUGAGGAGAGACAGUUUUCUAUGGUAGCCUAUUCAUAUAAACUAAUACCAAAUAUCACAUAACUGCACACCCCAUGUUUGUGAAGUAUGGUGAAGCAUGGUGUGUGUGUGUGUGUGUAUGUGCCACUCUUGUAAAUUUUGGUCUUAAAAGGCAAAGGUGACCAGAGGGCAGUUGAUUAGAUCAUUGGUCCAGGCCAGGUCGGACUAAUACACAUCUUCUCUAGACCAGAUCUGGUUCCAGACUGAGCUGUAAUCUGGUACCUCGUGGAAACUGGGCAUUCUGUUAAAGGUCCAGUUUGCCUGGGGACUUGGGUGUCCAGGUUGUGGAUCAAGGUUACAAUCCCUCUCGUAUCAAACAAUAUAUACAAGUUAAGCACUUGAAAGUCUACCAUUACCUUCAAUUAAGGUUUUUAGAGUGAAAAUAACCCAUUGUGUUUCCCAUGGCCUGAGUACAUCUCAUAUUCACAAUUCCAAUCUCACUGAAGGAAAGUGUUAUUCUACUCCGAUACUCUGAAGUUCAAAAUGGCCUCCAAGACGGCUUCACCUCUGACAUCUUAAAUGUUCUCUUGACUUUGCCAUUUAAGCCUUGGCUAAGUGCACACUCAGAAACAGAAACUCUUUUCUGACAUUUUCUGAUCAAACGUUAAAAAGGACUCAAGUAUUCAGGCGAUUAUCUAACUCUGAGGACAAAGGACACAGGACUGAGGCCUAGUUGUACUUUGUCUUACAUUGAAGGUGGUGAACUGAAGUGUUAGCAAAGAAUCUGAGAGUUCUAUAUUAUUUAUUUUCUCACAUACCACUUGUGUCUGUACUUCUUCGAGGUAGCUUACACAAAGGUGUAGCAGCGCCCACUGAAAGGGCUUCCACCUAAUGUUGACUGUUGGUCAGUGGAAUUUGAAGGAAAAUGAUGGCAUGACGUAGCAACGGUACUUUUGUUUUUGUGGUUCAGCAGUUGUGAUCUGAAGAACCAGAGCGAUCCUGUGUUUGGAUUGUGUCCAGUGCUUUACCAUGAGGAAUCAUUGAUUAACAGUAGUUUCACAUAGUUGUUAACAUUGAUAAAUCAUGAUUGACCACGUUUCACAUUUCUUACAGUUUGCUAAUACUGAGCUUAAAAGGUAUUGUUAACAUAAUGGUACUUUAUACAGUAUAUAACAUAAUGGUAUAAUGUGUUGAUUAACAGAACCCAGCUAUGCGCUUUAGCUAGCAUUUUAAAUAUGGAUCAUAAUACAAAAGAUUGAUUUAUUCAAGGUAAACAUAAACUUUACCUCUGAUUCCUCACUCUUAAUGUUAAUUAAGAUAUCCUCAAGGUAAAACAUGUUUCAGUUCUUUCAGUUCUUUAACAGUUGAGGAAUAAGAAUUCUGAUUGGCCAUGUUUGCCUCUAUUGAAUAUGCUUCUAUGGUGUGUUCAUCACUGCACCAGAAUUUUUGAAGGGACUGUCUAUAUGUACAAUUUGUUUAUUUGUGUAAUUCCUUAUGGAGUGUAUAGAUGAAACAUAAUAUAUAAAAGGCUACAUUAUCUUGCAUUAAGAUUUAAAAGUACAAGCCCUGAGAGGUUAAAUCACAAAGUUUUUUUUUUUUCUGAAUUAUAUUGAAGUAAUUGUAUUUAAUCGUCGUGUUUCUUUUUUCCUUUAUUUUCUUUUCAUAAUUUCAGUGCUCAUUUCUGCCAACUAGUGUCUGUAUGUGUUAACAUUUUAUUCUGUCAAUGCUAAUAUCCAUCAAACAUACUGAGAGCAAAUUGCUAAAGAAGAAGCUACAAAUGUCUGUUUGUGAAGGUCUUUCAAGUUCCUUUAAUAUUUGUCUUUUUUGUUUCCAUGGAAAACGAUCCAGCUGGGACUGUAUUGUAUUUCACAGGAAAUCGUUCAGCAGACUUCACAAGGAGCCACAGAACUACACAAGUGAUUCAGAUUGUUUGCUUGAUAGACUCUUCAAGUUAAGCUUUCAAGGCAUUUAUCUCUUCUCUGUUUGUUUAUUGGUUUGUGUGCACACUUGUCUGGUUGUCUACACAGAGAAUGAUUGGGGAAAAUAUUUCCGUGUGUGUGUGUGUGUGCGUGCGUGCGUGUGCGUUUGUCUUCAUGAAGGGAGAUGAGGGGUAGUAUCACUAUUCACUAACACUAAAAGUCUGAAGUAAACUAAGGAACUGAGUAUUGUUUUGUUGACACCGUUAUCGCAAACAGUGUAACAUACUCUAACUGUAUACCCUUUUCUCUCAUUCUUUGUGUGGGCACAGUACUUGUAAUCACAAACUAGUUUUAUCUCCCCAUUGAUGCAUCCACACUGUGUGUGUGUGUGUGUGUGUGUGUGUGUGUGUGUGUGUGUGUGUGUGUGUGUGUGUGUGUGUGUGUGUGUGUGUGUGUGUGUGUAUACGUUAGUGUGCGCAUGUAUCUGUCUGCCUUUUAUCCAUGCAUUGUUAGUUGUUAAAGCUUUUGAAAGGGAAGUCAAGUUUUGUUGUCUUGGUGAAAAUGAUUCAAAACAAACAAAAAAUCCCCCCCUCCUUCAUCACAUUCUCUCUGUUCCUCUCUUCUCUCUCUCUCUCUCUCU